This is a messenger RNA of Prunus armeniaca (apricot), 339 nucleotides long. Lineage: Eukaryota; Viridiplantae; Streptophyta; Magnoliopsida; Rosales; Rosaceae. The record is from the annotation of a GenBank genome assembly.
AUGAAAUUGUUCAAACGUCGUAGGGCGGUGACGACUACACCGAGUUCGAAGCCCCCGGCUCAGCCGGCAUUAGCUGCCACUACUCCAGCACUGAUGGAGCAGGACCACGUGCUAGCUGGUCCCGGGGGAUCCCAGGCACCUGCAUCAUCAGAUUCUUCGGUGGUGCAGCCUGUUAGCACUAGGCGGCCGUACCGGCCCGCCAGCACCACCGACACCACAUCGACCGACGGUAUUGGUGCCUCGGGGGCACCGCCAAUAUUGUCCUAUCCCUUCGCUGAAGACGGCGAAGGUCACCCGGGUGACCAACAGUAUCCGGGACUCCGAUCCACAAUCCGUUGA